UAGAGUAAUGGUGUCGGUUUUAAUGCUCUCAGCAUUGUUUUUCAGCUCUGUUUGAUCUGAUAGUGGUCAACUGUCAACAUUUUGUAUUCAAACUGUAAAAAAAAAAUUUAAAAAAGGAUUUCAAUCAGAAUUUCAAUCAGAAAUUCAAGGGAAUUAAAUCUAAAGGAUAUUUAUAAAUAUUUCUCAGUUAAGUUCAUGUAAUUGUAACUGGGUGUUUUUUAAGCGCUAAACUCACAAGGCUUUUCUAAAGUCAUCUUCAUGCAUAUGAUGGAAAGCUACAUCAUAUCAUCUGCAUCCGAAGAAAUAAUCUCAUAUGAACCCGAGAAUUAUAGAUCACCAGUAGAGAUAUACUCAUAUCUCACCAAUGUUGGAGAACUUCACGAUGAAAACGGUUGGGAUUAUCACUCUGACAGAGGCAUGCACCAGAGUGACUUGUUGGAAACUUCCUCACAAGAGAGUCACCUGACAGAGCUCCAGAGUGUCCAUGCCCAACAACUCCUCCACCCCUAUCGCUACCCCGAUACCGACACCCUCCAUCUGCCACUAGUAGACCCAGGACUGGGACCCCUAACCCUAACCUCACAGAUGCCUUAUUGCAGCCGUACAGUGUACUACCAUCAGCAGGCUCCCGUGUCCCCUAGCCGCUACUGCUCAGAGGAAGAGGGACUUGGGGGCCACAGCCCCACCCUGGAGGUGUCUGAGGGAGAGGAGGACUACGGAGACCAUAUCCCCUCUGGGGGAGACUCCAGUAGCAAGAGGAAGAUCCGGCUGUACCAGUUCCUCCUGGAUCUGCUGAAGAAAGGAGACAUGAAGGAUAGCGUGUGGUGGGUGGAAAGAGAGAAAGGUAUCUUCCAGUUCUCUUCUAAACACAAGGAGACUCUGGCCAAUCGAUGGGGCAUGCAAAAAGGAAACAGGAAGAAGAUGACCUACCAGAAGAUGGCCAGGGCCCUGCGGAACUACGGCAAGACGGGAGAAAUCAAAAAAGUCAAGAAGAAACUGACCUACCAGUUCAGUUCAGAGGUACUGAGGAAAGUCUCAACUACAGAGAGGAGGCACUUCCCUCACUAAGGAUACCAGAGAUUGUUUAUGUAAUGCCUCUUUAUACAGGCUUUGGGUUUAGAUCUACCCUCACUGAUAUGCAUUGCAAAUAGGACAAUCAAAUCAAAAAUCUAAUUUGAUUGGUCACAUAAACAUGUUUAACAGAUGUUAUUGCGGGUGUAGCUAAAUGCUUGUGUUCUUAGCUCCAACAGUGUA
This is a messenger RNA of Oncorhynchus kisutch (coho salmon), 1254 nucleotides long. RefSeq names its product transcription factor PU.1. Bases 259 to 1068 code for a protein of 269 amino acids. Gene Ontology annotation, molecular function: sequence-specific DNA binding; DNA-binding transcription factor activity, RNA polymerase II-specific. The transcript is spliced from 5 exons. Gene Ontology annotation, biological process: cell differentiation; regulation of transcription by RNA polymerase II. Lineage: Eukaryota; Metazoa; Chordata; Actinopteri; Salmoniformes; Salmonidae. Gene Ontology annotation, cellular component: nucleus. The record is from RefSeq and is a predicted model, not a curated record.